UCUACUGAUUCAUUCAAUUUCAUAAUUUGUACUCGCUUCGUCGUCGUGUUAGUGAAAAAUUACAGAAAUGUGUUUAGAUUGGACAGGUCGAAGUUAUUUAAUUAAUGACCGUAUUUCUCAAAGUGUGAAGUGAUCAGUUAUGUUUAUUAAAGUUUUGUAAAUAGUGAUUAUAAAUGUUUUGUGAUUGAUAUAACGAAUCAUUGGUACGCAAGAUGGACGAAAUGUCUAAGGGCAUGUCACAAACAGGAAGCACUGCUGCAACUGACAAAAAUCAAGAUAUUGAUGAUGGCGUAAAGCAUGGUUUGCGGCACGCUCGCCAACCAUGCUAGCAUUGGUAGAACAAUUGCGGUCAUACCUCGGAGGAGGAUGCCCGUCGACGCCGAUGGUGUACGUGAACGAAUCGUGCCUGGAGUGCGAGAGAGUUCGCGCGGCCUGCGAGCGGCUGGGCCCCGUGGCGGCCGUCCGCGGGCCCGAGGCACUGCCAUCGACGCAGCCGCAGCCGGCGCCCCCGUCCUACCUUGUGACCGCACCCUUCGAAGGGGAACUCUUCGAUGCAGCACACAAAGCAAAAUAUAGGGUGCUGGGCCCCACCGCCGUGCUGCAGCUCGCGGACAGAGACGAGGCGCCGCCCACCAACGCGCGCCCACUCUACUCGCUGGCGAUGCGCGGCGCGGUCAUAUGUUUCUCAGGGUUCCGGAAAAAGGAUGAGCUUACGUACCUGAUAACACUGAUACACUACAUGGGUGGAUCAAUCCGUAAAGACAUGUCGAGUAAAGUGACGCACCUCAUAGCGGCGGCCGCCACGGGCGACAAGUACCGGUACGCGUCGGGCUUCGGCGUGCCCGUGCUGGCGCGCUCGUGGGUCGACGCGUGCUGGGAGCGACGCGACGACGCCGACUGCUUCGCCACCAACGACAGUAUCAUUAAGGAGCACAAAUUAAAAGUGUUUGCGGGUUCGAGAGUUUGCUUCGUCGGAUUCCCUGAAGACGAAACGCAACACAUGGCGGAGGUGCUUGCUAGCAAUGGCGGCGCCGCCUGCCCGCUCGACGACCCCGACUGCACGCAUGUCGUAAUGGCCAAUGGGGAGACUUUCGGUCGUUCGCUUAUCCUCUCGCCCCACCUUAACACCCCCAGCGGUUCCGCGAAGCCGUCCCGCUCCACUCCGAACCGAUCCCAAACCACUCCAAAGAGCUCUCUCUACCGUAGGCUGUCCGCCCGCCUCUCGGGCCGCCGCGCUAGUCCAACCAAACAGUCCAACGAACACAACGAAGACAAAACUAAAGACGAUAGAGAAGAGCGCUUGCAACGCGCAAGAAACAGUAUUAGAAAUAGUAUAAGUAACAAUAAAGAGAAAUCUCAUCUAGAAGAUGUCAGUAUUACUAAUGUAGGAAAUUCGUUUAUUGACGAUUUGUGCUCGGACGUCCGCGAUAGCGGCGGAGGUCAUUUAAUAGAAUUUCGGAAGCAUAACAGUAAUGAUAAGGAAAACAAAUAUUUAUCUCAAAUUAUUCACGGCAGUGCCAGAGUUAAUGCUAAAGAUAAGAGAGAAGUCUUUAAAAAUAAGUCCAUUAAUGUUUUUAAUAUUGUUGACUGCUUAACGGAAGCAGGAUCUUUACAUUCGUCGCUCACCAAGAGUUUGUGUGACUUGGAUUCGAAAGAUGAAGCGGGCUUUUUGUUACCCGUCGCGACAGGAAAUAAAGAGUUGCAGCAAUCAAACACCACCAUUUCGUCUGGGAAGAAAAGGAGUCGAAACUCUACAGAUUCCAACUUUCAAAUCAGUGUGAUAGAUGGCAAUAAUUUAUCUCCGGAUAAAUCAGAAGACGUCAAUUGGAAGUCUAUUAAAAGGCUAAAAAUUAAAGACUCCUUUAAAUUUAAAACAAAACCGAACAUAUUUAAGAAAACCAAAAAAGAAUCAUUAUCUAAAACGUCGGGCGAGAUCACAGUGGAGCCGGUGAGCCCCGAGAGCGUAAAGCCCACGGACCCGGCGGGCGAGUUCGUCGCCUCCACGUCCUCACCCAUCAGGGACUACGACAACACUUCCAUCUCAUCGUUGAACAUGAGCAAGCAGUCCGGAUUUUUUGAUAUAUCUUUUGCGUCCAUAAGAAGCUCCAAAACAGUUAAAUCUGCAUCAAAAUUACGGAGAAGUGUAAAAUCAUUCACCGCAUCGUUUAGAAGCGAAAGGAAAAAGAAAUACGAGAAACGCGAACGAAACACCGUCGAGGUGAAUCCUUGUCAUUUGCCGUCGGAUUUGAAAAACGUCUCGACACCUAAGAGAGAUCUGGACGACAUCCACUUCGACAUCUCCCCGGUGCAAGUAGACACGGUGGACAGUACCGACAGGACUCCGCUGAAGGAUCCCGACGUGGACGAGUUGGACGACUCGACGGUUUUCAAAACCCCCCAAAGCGUGUGGCUCCGCGCGCACCGCCACUCCAUCUGCGGCGCGCCCGAGAGCCGGCCGUCCCUCCUCCCCCGCCCCGCGCCGUCGCCGCGCCGCGCCGAGCAGCGCGCCGAGCCGCCCCCCACCCGCGACGCGCGCGCCUUGUCGCAAUGCCAUGGACUAUCGCUGCCGGUGGUGGACGAGCACAACACGGGCGCGGCGCCGGACUGCUCGCCGCGCGUUCACAUCGUCAAGGCCGAGUGGUUCUGGGCGUCCGUGCAAAAUGAAGAGGCCCAGGACGAACGGGAAUAUCUCUUCAAAGAUUACUUAGACGAAGUAUCGCGGCGGUCGUCUGUGGGCGGCGCGUGUCCGGCCGUCACGUGCUCCGGCGUGGACGAGGUGGGCGGCGGCGCGGGCGCGGCUGCGGGCGGCACGCCGGCGGCGCUGCAGCGGCUACGCAAGCGUAAGCUGCGCGGCAACGACGCGGCGCUGCACAAGCGACGCUCGUCCGUCGGCGACGCCGUGCUCCUCAGCCUGUCGAACAAUCUGUUGGACUGUACGCCAUCGCCCGACGGCAAGCAGCUAUUGGAAGAAUCCGAAGUACCUGACAAUGUAGUGCGAAAGUUAAUGUCUCCACGACAACAAGUGUUCAUGGAGCUCCUUCAGACAGAGUCGAACUACGUGGGCAUACUGCACACUAUAGUGAACAUGUUCAAACAACCAUUAGAAGAGAUGGCGGAGGACGACAGCAGUAAUGGCAAGACUCAGGCGUUGCUCAAUAAUACAGAACUCAAAAUUAUUUUUGGAAAUCUACCGCCUAUUUAUGAGUUACACCAACGCAUGCUGGAGGAGCUGCACUACGCGCAGGCGCACUGGAGCGAGGAGGUGAGCAUCGGGCGGCUGGUGCUGCGCUACACGCCCGACAUGGUCAAGGCCUACCCGCCCUUCGUCAACUUCUUCGAGAACACCAAGGAGAUGCUGCAGCAGUGUGACCGUGAGAACCCAAGAUUUCAUGCAUUCCUGAAAAUCUGUCAAACCAAACCUGAAUGUGGUAGACAAAGCUUACAGGAACUCUUAAUAAGACCAGUGCAGCGAUUACCCAGUAUAAGUUUGUUAUUAGAUGAUAUUCUAAAACACACACACAAGAGCAACCCGGACCACGCAGCGCUGGUGUCGGCGCUGGCGGGGCUGCGCGAGGUCAUGUCGCACAUCAACGAGGACAAGCGCAAGACCGAGGGCCAGCUGCAGAUGUUCGACAUAUACAACGACAUCGACCAGUGUCCGGCCCACCUUGUGUCGUCACAUCGCUCGUUCGUGGCGCGCUGCGAAGUGGUGGAGCUGUCGAAGGAGCUGUGCGGACGAGGAGACCACCUCGUGUUGUUUCUGUUCACCGACACCAUGGAAGUGUGCAAGAAACGAUCCAAGGCUUUCAACAGUAAAAGCCCCACGAACGGCACCGGCACGAUGCGCAUCGGCUCCAGCAAGCCCUACCGACACAUCUCGCUCAUGCCGCUCAGCACUGUCAAGUGCGUCGUCGAUAUACGGGAAGCGGAAGACUGCCACAACGUGUUCGCGCUCAUGUGCCGCAGCAACCAAGAGCUCAAGGAGAAGCUGUACUCGUUCAUGAUCACGGACGAGGCGGUCGACAAGUCGCACUUCCUGCGGCAGCUCUGUCGGCAAAUGGCCAACACCGUCUGCAAGCCCGACGCUGAUAAGUUCUUGGCGUGCCUGGAUUCGCAUCAGCUCGACAUAGACACGAGCGAUCUCGCGCUCAGCACACUCUCCAAGGUAUCGAAGUUCGCGGCGCGGACUAGGAUAAAGCUGGAGGCGCUGGCGGGGCUGGGCGGCUGGCUGCGCGCCGACCCGGGCGCCGUCCUCCUUGACACAUGGGUAUUGCGCGCUCACUUACUUGCACAGGUGGGACGUGCUCUGUCAUUCAACAAAACCCCGUCGAAGCUGAAGAGAGCGAUGUCGUCAAUGAUAUCUCCGUUCGGCUCGACGUCGAACCUGACGCCCGCGUCGCAGCUCGCUCAGAUGAGGCUCGCCAGCUGUAACAAUAUCAAUGAGAUGGGCGCGAGCGGCGGCGGCGGCGGCGAGGGCGCGUCGAUGCUGGUGGCGCCGCUGUCGGUGCAGCCCACGCGCAAGGCGACGGCGGGCGCGGCGGCCGCGCUGCGCCGCUUCUGACGCCGCAGCCAGCGCACCCUGUGACGCGCGCCCUAGUCACCGCACACAGAGCGUUGCACACUUAGCUCGGACCAUGAUCUGAUGGACGUAUUCGUUUCGUGUUGUAUAUAUAUACGGCGGCCAACUUUCUGAAAAUUGAAUGCGGGACUUUUUGUGGAUUGAUAGGGUUGAGAGGAGGGGUGUUAAGUUUAGUCGGUAAACGGUACCUACCAAAAUUACAUAAAAACAGAAAAUUUAGGUACAAAAGUCAAAAGUCUUUGUAUAUCAAACUAAUUUUAAAAAUCAAAACAAGUUCUACUCGCUCUUACGCCUCAUGUGUUCUGUAGAGAGAAAGAGAGAACGAAAUCACGCGCUAUAAGCUUGCCGCGCGCAACGCGUAUAAAUGCAGCGCUAUUUGUUCGUGCGCGCGUGUGGGUUAUGUGUAUGUGUGUGUCGUGUGAUAGAAAAUGCGGGACAUGCGGGACGCAUCCAAGGUUUAACGGGACUGUUUUACUACCUAGUUAUUUCAAAGCGGGAUAACAUCUAUCAUUACGGGACGAUCCCACAAAAUACGGGACGGUUGGGCGCCUUAUAUAUUAUAUAUUUUAUAUAUUUUCAAGUAAUAUGACGAACCAAGUUGAUGACCCAUCUAAUGGCAAGGGGGAGAUUGUCGCCCAUUAAUAAAGCAAUACUUCGCAGAGCAUGCAAUCCUUUAUAAUGUCCAUCAACCUGAGGCGUGGGUUAUGGGCCCUGUAAUUACAAAGGCAGCCAUACCCUACAGAUAGUAUGCAUUGCUAUUUGGCAGUAGUUCUCUGGACGAGCUGUCGCAUAAGCCUAUGAUACUACUAGUAAUACUGAUUUAUAUAUUCCUAAGGAAAACAAAUGUCUCUUUACGGCUGAACCGUAUGUCAACUAGUUUUAUCGUGAUCAAGGUCCUGAACUAAGUGUGCAACCUCCGUUUUACCCUACAAGUGUACCUUUAUGCUCGAAACGUCGAGCGCGUGUAUAGAGUAAGGGAUGGUCGUUUAAUUUGUUAUGGUUCAAAUACAAAAUUACCAAUACAAUUAUAAUUAUUCUGUCAUAUAUUUAUAAAUAAUUCUUUCAAUUUUUAACAAUUUAUACAUAUUUUUUUUAUCAAUAAUCAAUAUCCUAAUUGUGUGCUUGAACCAUAAAUAAAGUUACGGCUGCCUCUGGGACUAUAAAAAGUAUCGAUGGACGUUUUAAGUGAAUUUAUCUUCGAUUUGUGACUUAUCGAUUUUACUCUAUUGUAGAAUAUUAUUAUUGGCUGUAAUGCCAGGGCCAGUGGACGUUCUCGUCGGACCCAGUGAUGUGGACAUUGCGAUACGAGACGCGGCAAUUAAAUGUAAUUUAUUUGUGCGAGGCCAAGCCGGUGUUGUGAAAUUGUUAGACAAGAAACGUGCCUUUGUACUGUGAUUGUGAUGUGGGACCGGAUUCAUACAGUACCAUGCGAUAUUACCUAAAUGUGUCGAUGUCCUUAGGACUCGUACAAUACGUUUUGCUUAUUUUUUCAUACCCACAAAGUUGAAAAGCUUAUUCCGAAAUAAUUACACUCUUGCUUCCAACAAGGAUAAAACUUAUAGAUAAACGGCGCGUAGUACAGGGAGUCGAAGUAUGACUUCAGGCAUGCAGAUUCGCAUUACAGAUUGCUAGAAAAUUGGAUAUUAUUUUCUAACGUUCUAAUUUGCGUACUUGUGAAUGUGUUGCUUUUAAGUUGAAAGGCCUUUGGUUCAAUACUCAUGUCAGAAAUGUUUUUUUUUUGUAAAUUGGCAUUAUUGGUGGUAAGUUUGUGCUUAGUUUCUACCGACACAUUUAUAUCACCAAGCGUUUCAGUGUACCCAUCCAGGUUAUUAGUUAGACCUCUGCCGUCUAUUUAUUUAUAGAUCGUAUAGAUAAAAAAACAAAUAAUUUAAUUAAAACAUCUAUUUGUUUAUAGAUCGUAUAGAUAGAAAAACAAAUAAUUUAAUUAGAACAAUUAAAAAAAUAAAAACAAUUUAUUAUGUUUCCAAAUAUUCAUAAAACAAUUAUACAGUCAAUUUAAUACAUAUCACGGUCACUAAGGGAGUGGAGGAUGGUAGAAACGGGCAUCACCCUACAUCGACGUAUGCGUGUUGAGUCAAAUUAAAGUUAAUAUAUUUUGUGUAAGCCAAGAGGCAGCUUUAGGGUCAUAAGUCAUUAAAGCCACUCGGCAUCCGAUCAACAUCGCCUCGUUUCUAAGUUAGUAUUCCUGACAUUGAUUUCUAAAACAAGAAGGCAUUGCAGGAAGGGUGUUAAGUAGAUCUAAUGAGAUAUGACCUUUAUACACGCAAGCUAUCAUGAUGUCAAUUUAAAUGGUUGGAAGUCCGUUUCUACCAGGAUAGUAUUAUUUUAAAAGUGAAAACGAAGGCGCUUUGAAUGUUAAAGAUCGAAUCUUUAAAUGUAAAAUAAGCCUACGUUAGCGCGUCAUCGCGUGCUAACAUUUGUGCAACUGUAAACCAAAUUGAAAUUUGUAUAAAUUUAAGGCGACUACUGGAAGUCACCGUCGUCGAUUCCGAAAUAAACAUAAUGUUAAAUAAAUUAUAUUUUAAAGACCAUACUAUUACAUAUUUCGUGUUGUUUCGUAAAUGUAAAAAAUGUCCUUAGAUAAACAAAACUAAGUUUUCACUUGGGUUUCAGUUCCAGGUGUAAACUGAUAUUUUAAUGGUGUAAUUGCUAAUGGUGCAGUAAUAUCUAUAGCGUUGUUAAUCAUAUAUUACAUAACCGGUAAACUCUGAGUUUAAUUCUGUUUACAUCUACAGCCAUAUUAAAAUAUGUAUUUAUUGUAAACAUGGAUUAAAAUUUAAACCUCAAAUUAAAGUGAACUUUAAAUAGUAGUGAUUAGGUCUACUUUAAAGAAAAUUGAGGUUUAAAUCUAUGUUUAUAAAUAUGGGUGCUUGCUUGUGUUGCAUAAGUGAUGGUAAGCUUCAGAUGUGGCAAUUUACGAUCACCCUACCAGUUUUGAACCUAUGAUAUUGAGUUUAUAUUACAACUUCAUUGAUUUCUACAAAAAGAAAUUCUUGGUUUUAAUUUUCUGAAAGCGUUCAAGUUAAAAAAAUUUCUUUAAAGUUGGAAGGUUCAGGAUAUAUCGCGCAAACGUUUGAUGCGUUUAGUAUUAAUUAAUUAAAACCAAUACAAUUUUACUUGAAAAAUAAAUAACGAGAAGCAAUCGACGGCGGUGACUCCCGACAGCUCGCGCCAAGUCAUCAUCCAUCAUCUCCAUAUGCAUAUGUUAAUAGUUAGGGUCUCAUCUCCACUAUUCACCUUUCUAGUUUUUUGGGAUCUGUGUAAUAUCUUGAAUAAUUUAAAUCAGAUAUUUAAAUCUUUGUCGCAUAGUAAUAUUGAUAUUAUGGAAUAGUCCUGAGUAAUAUGUACAUAUUGUGAUAUUUUAAUUUAAUGGUGGAAUAGACAUCGUAGGUUAGAGUAGUGUCGUAUCUGGUGAACUAUCGCAUCCGGCCGCUGUUGGUUUUAUUAGAAGAAGAUCCGUAUUAGAAACGACCUUCACCCAUCUGUGUAAUGGGUGAAGUGUUUUAUAUCAAAAUUAGGAUUAGGAUGUUAUAAAAUAUGUUGAGAGUAAAUUGCCUCAAACCUCCUGGCCUGUUAUUAUUAACUAUUAUUAAUGAUAGUUAUAACUACUCGCAAUAUAUUUUUAACAUACUAAAUUUGAUAUAAAAAGCUUUUCAUUAAUUAAACAGAUGGGUGAAGGUCGUUUCUAAUACGUUCUUAGACUAUAAGCGUUCCUAAUAUUUGCCUCGACGCUUCUUAUGAACGUUUAACUCUGGAGACACUGUUAGCAGCGUUGGGUUCCGUGCGUGUCACAUUUUAUUAUAUUGUCUCAAAUACAAUUACCAACGCAAGCUCAAGAUUGUGACACGCACCGACGUUCAUAUCAUGCGCACGCAUGUCGAUACAUUGUACAAAGGUCUAUAUUUAUAAAUAUUUUAAAUGAUUGAAAGAAUAAACGUUUAUUUUCAAUCAUAA
This is a messenger RNA of Bicyclus anynana (squinting bush brown), 8554 nucleotides long. It is a transcript of the gene pbl, whose product is annotated as protein ECT2. Gene Ontology annotation, biological process: regulation of cytokinesis, actomyosin contractile ring assembly; nervous system development; intracellular signal transduction. Lineage: Eukaryota; Metazoa; Arthropoda; Insecta; Lepidoptera; Nymphalidae. Gene Ontology annotation, molecular function: guanyl-nucleotide exchange factor activity; GTPase activator activity. The transcript is spliced from 21 exons. Gene Ontology annotation, cellular component: nucleus; cell cortex. Bases 323 to 4561 code for a protein of 1412 amino acids. The record is from RefSeq and is a predicted model, not a curated record.